UUCCAAAGGAUCGAUGUUUUUGUACAUUUUGUUGGGGCCGGCCGGAAACCUUCUUUUGUGGUCAGGUUGAGUACAGGAACUUUGAAGAAGAUGUUUAACUAAAUAAUGGAUGUCAUGGAUCAUGAACAAAAGAGAGGAGAAAGUACUAGCAAGAAUCUGAGGGUGCAUUUUGAUGUCCCUCCGACAAUUGAUCCCUCUAUUCAUCACCAACGUUCAGGCUCUACUCCAUCGUCUGGUUCUUCACUGGAUCUUGAUGCUAUUGAGAAUGUCCUCGACAGCCUCUCUUCUCAAGAAUCUAAAAAGUCUACCCUUGAGAUGCAAGAAGCAACAUCAUCUGCAGAUCAUUCUUCUCCUUCUCCUCCUGUUGGGAGCAACCAAAGUGGAUAUUCCCCACAAUCUGCUCCAAUUCAGGUGAUGCCCGGGCGAGCCGCGGGCUAUGAUCCGAAUCGAAUUCCGUCGUCAAUAUUCAGUACUUCUAAACCAACGACAGCUAUGGAUUGGAGUACCGCUUCGAAUGAAUCAUUGUUCAGUAUUCACAUUGGAAACAGCAGCUUCUCGAGAGAACAUUUUAUCAUGUUAAAUAGAUCUGGAGAGUUGCCGAGGACGGAUGAGUUAACCGGUCUUCCGACAACUCUUCCCAGUGUUUCUGAAACAGGAGAGGAUCAUAAAAGCGAGACUGCUAAUGCGGAAAAGGACGCUGAAGUAAUAGAAGGAUCAGAUCAAUCCGGGAAUGGAGCUUGGUGGGGCAGUUCUCCAAAUAAUAAUAAGGAAAAAACGAGUCCUAAGGACGUCGGCGCCCGUAACUAUAAUUCUACCUCUUACCGUUCUGAUGAGAGCAAUCACAGCGCCCACUCCUUUAAUUUCCCACUUUUGGCAGGUGAUCAUAGUGGAUUGAGUAGCCCUGCAACAUUGGACAUGGAAAAGCAGCACCUGCAGCAGCAAUUACCACCCCAAAACCCACAAAUCAUGACUUCAAAGCGUGGUUGGAACAAUAUGUUUUGUUGCUUCAGUUUUCGCUCUCGAUAUUGGGCAUGUUGA
This is a messenger RNA of Juglans regia (Persian walnut), 1038 nucleotides long. RefSeq lists its product as uncharacterized. Lineage: Eukaryota; Viridiplantae; Streptophyta; Magnoliopsida; Fagales; Juglandaceae. Bases 106 to 1038 code for a protein of 310 amino acids. The record is from RefSeq and is a predicted model, not a curated record. The transcript has 3 exons.